Messenger RNA from Trichoplax adhaerens, 1053 nucleotides. RefSeq lists its product as uncharacterized. The record is from RefSeq and is a predicted model, not a curated record. Bases 1 to 1053 code for a protein of 350 amino acids. Gene Ontology annotation, molecular function: protein binding. Lineage: Eukaryota; Metazoa; Placozoa; Uniplacotomia; Trichoplacea; Trichoplacidae. The transcript is spliced from 6 exons. Gene Ontology annotation, cellular component: centrosome; ciliary basal body. Gene Ontology annotation, biological process: epithelial cilium movement involved in determination of left/right asymmetry.
AUGGUGGACUUGGAAGAACCAACUCUAUCGGAAGAAGAAUUGAAACUCAAGUUAUUUCAUAACUUUCGCCAGCGUGGGAUAUUGACGACUUUGAAGUCUCAAUUGCGCAAGAAAAUGGUUGAUGAGCUUCAGCAACGCCAAGGCGUAUUAACAUCCAACAUCAAUCAUUGUGAACAAACUGUCAAUCAAUUAAAUUUGGAUGUGGGCAAUAGCAUCAUUUGCAACCAUUUAAAGACGUAUCGAUACGAUUACGCUUUAUCGGUCUACCUGCCAGAAUGCAAUUUAUCAGAAGAUAAGGUAUACAACAUACCCGAUAUCAUCGAUUUUAUGAAGUUUCAACCAAAUGAUCCGUUCUAUCGUAAAGCCAUUGCUUUAACAACCACCGCGGAACAAAGUCUUUUAAUAGUAUUGUUAGAUUACUUCUUGAACCAAAAUCAAGUCAAACCAAUUCCUCGAUUGGAUAAUAGCUACCAAAGACUUCAAAUUUUAGAUCAAACCGUAAUGGACAGCCAUCAUACCCGUGACAAGAAUCACGAUUCUGUGGAAGAUAAAUUAAUUGCUAUGGAAAAAGAAAUAGAAACAAGAUGUAUCGCGCAGGCAAAAGUUGAAAUGGAACGAUUCGAAAAUGUAACCCUUACUAAGAUGCGCCUGGAAGAACGAACCAAAUACCAGCAAGAAUUGCAGACCAUAAGGAAAGAGCUAGAGCAAGACUAUUAUCAAAAAAAGGAAGCGCUACGAAGGAAAGAAGAAGAUACGAUGCAACACCUUCGUAAUCAAGAGUUAGAAAAGGAAGCCCAAUUGCAUUUGCAGCGCCAAUCAAUACUUGAACAACUAGAAAUGGUUCGAUCAAAAGAACUGGAAUUGAAGCGUUGUUUUGAGCUUAACGAACAAUCUCAAAAAUUAGAAAGUGAGAAAGCCCGAGCUGCCGAAGAGCGCAUCCGAAUGAAGGAAACUUCAAUCAGUAAUUUAGAGCAAAGAUAUCAGCGGGAUCUGGAAGACAAUAUUACCAGGCAUGAUUCUACUGUCUGUCUUACGUUACUAUCAAAGAAGUGA